UGGUUAAAAUCCACUGAGUUAACGAUUCACUAUUAUUAAUUUGUUUAGGAAUUCAAGGAAAAAUUGUCUAUGACAAUUUUGGUAGAGCUUUUGCAUACAAAGUUUCGGUCCUUUUUAACUGUCCAUUCCUUGUAUUUAUAGGAAAUUAUGGUGGACAAUAUUGGAUAACCAUAAUAUAAACGAUAACGUACAAUAUUUGGUAACUUUCUAAGUUAAUGAACAUUUAAAUAUCCUUAUAAAGCUUAUUUCUAUUUUACAUCAAUAUAUAAAUGUAUAUAAUGAUAAUAUGCAUUUAUUGCGCAUAUUGGGCUUUCGAGUCUGUAGGGAUUCUCCCAUCCGAACUAGUUGCCAUUCUAGAGUUGGUUACGAUCGGAACAGGAUGGUUUGACUUAGAUAAUGUCCGGGAUUGAUGCAGGCAAUCUGGAUGAUCAUAGUUUAAAGAGUUCUCCACGUAAACAGACCCUGAAGACAACAUCUUUGUUUAGGGGUGUGUAGAUAAUUUAGUUCGUAGGUUCAAUGAUAGUCUAAAGCCUAGUGUAAUCAAACUAAGCUCAGAUUCAUUAUGGGAUAAUACUUGGUUAUAUUAGUUUGGUAGUAAUGAUUGAAGAGAUUUUUUUGCGCUAUCUCCAACAGUCCCCCGAGCUAUCUUGGAGUGCGAGGAUGAACUAAGUGAUAACGAAGCCUUAAUUUGUAAACCUAGAAAAGCUCGUAGGUUUUAGAGUCUCUCCUAAUAUAGUUCAAUCAAAUAAUGUUGAGGUUAGGUCCUAAUUAAUUAUAUAACACUGUACUCUCAUGAUAUUCUACUAACCCAUUUUUACUUUUAUAUAUGUAAAGAUAUGGAUAUAGGGAAACUUCCGGUUAAUCUCCUGAAGGUUAAAGGAGGGAAAAGAGGUCAGGCAAAGAAAGACGAACUCGAAAAAAUGCCUCCUCCCAAAUCUGCAAACACAACCGUUAGUACCUCAGUUCUGCCUCAGUCGCAACCUAUUCAAUCAAACGCACCCACUAUCUCGGAUAAGGGAAAAAUUGAGGUUCCUACUGAACUAGCUUCCGACCUUAUUGCUUCGGUUAAAAAAUACUUCGCCUCCCCAUUCGUUAAAGAGAUUGACAUAGACGAUACAGCUGGGGCAUUAAGCACUAGGCUUGGCUUGGACUUUCUGACAGGAGUGGGAAGAAUCUUGGGAGAAUUUUCCUCGGUUGAUUGGAAUCUCCUCCAAGAUGAUGAAUCUUUCGCCAUGCAAGGUCAAGUUGAAUUGGCUAUAAUUUUUGGCAUGCUGAGCUACCUACACCAUUCCCAACAACUUUAUGCUUACGUGGUAGUCACCAAGAAGAGCCUGGUUGAGAUGACAGAAGCUUAAACUUAGGCCAAAUUAAAGGUGAAGGGCUUGAAGAAAUUUGCUGAAGAAUCUACUAAAAUUGUAGCCCAACAUGGGUAAGGGGUACUUAUAUUUAAUGGUGACGUUAAUGAGUUCUCGAUAAUCGAUGCACAUAUUCAUGGUUCUGUCUUUUUGCUUGAUGAACAAUACUAGCGCACCCCAUGGUGAGCAGCUCAGUCAUAUGAACCCCAUAUCCUGCAACUCAUGUAGAUGUAUCUUUAAUUCUCUUAGCUAUAUUGGCGUCAUUCGGUAGGGAGCCUUUAAUAUAGGUGUUGUAUCCGGUGCUAAUUCUAUGAAAAAUUCAAUGUUCUUAUCUAGCUCUAUGACCUAGUAUU
Messenger RNA from Humulus lupulus (European hop), 1708 nucleotides. RefSeq lists its product as uncharacterized. The coding region runs from base 837 to 1355 and encodes 172 amino acids. The record is from RefSeq and is a predicted model, not a curated record. NCBI's taxonomy places the organism in Eukaryota, Viridiplantae, Streptophyta, Magnoliopsida, Rosales, Cannabaceae. The transcript is spliced from 2 exons.